Messenger RNA from Plasmodium fragile, 393 nucleotides. RefSeq lists its product as uncharacterized. The transcript has a single exon. The record is from RefSeq and is a predicted model, not a curated record. Lineage: Eukaryota; Apicomplexa; Aconoidasida; Haemosporida; Plasmodiidae. The coding region runs from base 1 to 393 and encodes 130 amino acids.
AUGGCAUUCUUUGCCCCAUUAUUAACCUUUUACAAAAAAUACAACAUCUUUGAAGAAACCACAGAGUGCACAAAGGAGAAGGUGGACAAAAUGUGCCAGUGCAAUUUAGUCUUCACAGAGGAAUUAUAUUAUCAUAAUCAGCACUUACCAAUUGAAGAAGAAGAAGACUAUCCUGAUGAAAAAAAUAAUUACAAAAGUAUUGUGGAUGACCUUGAAAGCAACACUAGUGAGGACGAGACUACGAACAAGUGCAAUUUAAAUAGUGAGGAAAUGAUUAAAGAACAACUCGAAUCACUAAGUCAGGACAAGGACCUACCAAGCAGCGCAUGCUAUAUACAUUCCUUUCUGAAAGACGCAGAACAAGAGUUGUUUAAAAAUUCAAGUGCCUACUAG